AUGCAGAAACUCAUUGCUGCUCAACUUGGAGUUCAGAGGAUCACGGCCUUCUGGAGUGGUGCAGAUUUUUGUAAGGACCAAGCCAACCAUCUACAGGCCUUGAAAGGCAUCAUUUCCAAGUAUGAAGAAGAGAAGGAAAGGCUCUGCACACGAUAUGAACAUCUGAGAAAGAAAGAAAGGAGUCUGAUAUCUGAGCAUGAGAAAGCUUGUACUGAUAAAAUUGCUAAACUGAAAGAGUCCUUGAAAAAGAAGAAGCAGGAUGACAGAACUUUCAGCGUUCUGAGAAAGACUCUUGGCUCAUUUCUGGACAAUACUUCAGACGAGGACAUCCCGGUUGAUGAUUGA
Messenger RNA from Prunus avium (sweet cherry), 345 nucleotides. Lineage: Eukaryota; Viridiplantae; Streptophyta; Magnoliopsida; Rosales; Rosaceae. The record is from RefSeq and is a predicted model, not a curated record.